AUGAGCGUGUUACUUGAAACCUCCCACGGCGACUUGGUCAUCGACUUGCUAGUUGAUGUCGCUCCAAAAGCUUGUGAAAACUUCCUAAAGCUAUGCAAAGUCAAGUAUUACAACUUCUCCCCGGUGCACAGCGUGCAGAAGAAUUUCACCUUCCAAAGCGGUGACCCAAUCGGACCAGGUUCGCCCGACAGCGAUGGGGGAUCUUCAAUAUGGGGUUUACUCAAAGGAUCCGCAUACAAAACUUUCGCCGUUGACAUGCCGCCCAAAUUGAAACAUACAGAUAGAGGCACCGUAAGCAUGGCAACCGUGCCGUCGCCCAAAGACCCGGACGAGCGCCUGGCGGGCAGUCAGUUCAUUGUGACAUUAGGCGAUAACCUCGAUUACCUGGACGGCAAGGCGGCGAUCUUUGGCAAGGUGGUAGAGGGGUUUGAUGUGUUGGAAAAGAUAAACGAGGCCUUUAUCGAUGAUAAUGGUCGACCUCUGAAGGAUAUUCGUAUUCGGCAUACGGUAAUCUUGGACGAUCCUUAUGAUGACCCUCCUGGGUUGCAAGAGCCCCCCGAGAGCCCUUUGCCGUCCAAGGCGCAACUGGCCACAGUGAGGAUAGCCGACGAUGAGGAGCUGGACGAGAAUAUGGAUGAGGAAGCUAUGGAACAGCUUCGACGGGAGCGCGAGGCCCGGGCCCAGGCCUUGACCCUGGAGAUGGUUGGAGAUCUUCCAUUUGCAGAGGUCAAGCCGCCGGAAAACGUGCUUUUUGUGUGCAAGUUAAACCCCGUUACACAAGGCAAUCGUUUUGGGACCAUCCUCUCGUGCGAAGUUAUCCGCGACAAGCGAACAGGGGACAGCUUGCAAUAUGCGUUUAUUGAGUUUGAAAACCAGAAAGACUGCGAACAAGCUUACUUCAAGAUGGAGGGCGUUUUGAUUGACGACCACCGUAUUCAUGUGGAUUUCUCUCAGAGUGUCUCGAAACUGUCAGAUACCUGGCGGCAAGCUACGAUUUCCAAACGACAAGGAGGAGGAUUCGGCGGCAUAUCGAGUCUGGAAAGAAGACGCCAGUACCGCGCCGCUGACGACCACCGUGGCCGAUCUGACCGUUAUGGCAUGGUCUUUGACAAAGACGAGAUGCGCCGCGCACCAAACCGGGAGCCGACAGCUUCACAACCAGCGCGAUCACGUAGUCGCAGCCCCCUGCGCAAAGGUCCUGAGCGGCGCCGCGAUGAGCGAGAUCGCGACAGGGACAGAGAAAGGGAUAGGGAUAGGGAUAGAAAUCGCAACCGGGACAGAUAUUCUCACGACAGAAGGGAUUAUGACAGGCGACGGCGAUAA
This is a messenger RNA of Talaromyces atroroseus, 1323 nucleotides long. Its product is annotated as Peptidyl-prolyl cis-trans isomerase-like 4. Gene Ontology annotation, molecular function: RNA binding; peptidyl-prolyl cis-trans isomerase activity. The transcript has 4 exons. Gene Ontology annotation, cellular component: nucleus. The coding region runs from base 1 to 1323 and encodes 440 amino acids. The record is from RefSeq and is a predicted model, not a curated record. Gene Ontology annotation, biological process: protein peptidyl-prolyl isomerization. Lineage: Eukaryota; Fungi; Ascomycota; Eurotiomycetes; Eurotiales; Trichocomaceae.